AUGAAGGACAUAGCUCCUGCUCUGUUCUUGAUACUAAGCUUCCUUUCAACAUUUCUUCUCCUUGUCGCCGUCAAAUCGCGACGGAGAUCGACCCCACUACCUUCUCCAUCUCCGGGACCACCGGGACCAAUCAAAUUGCCUCCAGGACCUUCGGGAUGGCCGCUUAUCGGAAACCUUUUCCAUAUCAUUGGAAAAGCUCCUCACCGUUCACUUGCUGAUCUCUCAAGAGUUUAUGGACCAAUCAUGAAUCUUACACUUGGAAGUUUAACCACAGUGGUCAUUUCUUCACCAGAGGCAGCAAGAGAGGUUCUGAGAACGCUUGACCAUGAGUUCUCUGCACGAACCUUCAGCGAGACGGUUCGAGCCAUUGGUCACCAGGAUGUUUCCAUCCCAUGGCUACCUUCCACGUCGUCUCAUUGGAGUACAUGGCGGAAGCUAUUGGCGACACAGCUUUUCUCAAGGAAAUGUAUCAAAUUCACGAACUCCUUGCGGUAUGAUAAAGUGAAAGAACUUAUAACAUUCAUUGACAAAAGGAGCGAAAGAGGAGAAGCCGUAGAGAUUGCUCGUGCUUGUUUCAUCACAUCGCUUAAUGUACUCUCAAACCUUGUGUUUUCGACCGACUUAGGUCGUUACGACCCGAGAUCGAGUGCCUCCCUGCAGUUUCAGGACUCGUUGUUUAGUAUAAUGGAAAUCAUGGGAAAACCAAACAUUGCAAACUAUUUUCCAUCUCUUGAGUUUCUUGAUCUGCAAGGUAACAAGCAAAAGAUGAAGGUGUGUUCGGAGAGGUUGUUUCGGGCUUUACAAGGGCUCAUCAAUGAUAGGAUCGUGGAAAUAUCAUUGCCUGGACCUAGAGAUGGAUUUAGCAUCGAUCUGUUGGAUUCAUUAAUCGAUCUUGUUCGAGAAGAAAGAUCGGAAGUCAACAUGAACGAUAUCAAACACUUUUUAUAUGACUUGUUUAUUGCGGGGACGGAAACGAACUCUACCACUGUGGAAUGGGCACUAACCGAGCUACUUCGCAAUCCAGAGGCUAUGGCUAACGCUAAAUUCGAGAUAAACUUUAUUGUUGGCCCAAACCAGACUCUCCGUUUGCAUCCACCGAGUCCAUUUCUGAUCCCACGCAAAGCUGAGUCCGACACAAAUUUUCUAGGGUUCCUCGUACCUGAAAAUGCUCAGAUUCUAGUGAACGCUUGGGCUAUAGGACGAGACCCGACCGUUUGGGAAAACGCGGAACGGUUCGAGCCAGAGAGAUUCUUGGGACGAGAGCUUGAAACGAUAGGUGGAGAUUUUGAGAUGAUUCCGUUUGGAGCUGGACGAAGGAUGUGCCCUGGAAUAUCAUUGGCUUUGAGGAUUGUGCCUCACAUGCUUGCUUCACUUAUCUAUUCGUUUGAAUGGAAUCUUGAAGACGAAAAACACUACGUCGCUCCUCAAGAUUUGGACAUGGACGAGACUUUUGGUAUUACCUUGCACAAGACCAACCCACUUUAUUCCGACUUCGUGAAGAAAGUACACGAUUAUUAUUUUUAG
Arabis nemorensis is the source of this 1524-nucleotide messenger RNA. NCBI's taxonomy places the organism in Eukaryota, Viridiplantae, Streptophyta, Magnoliopsida, Brassicales, Brassicaceae. The record is from the annotation of a GenBank genome assembly.